AUGUCUCUAGAGGCGAUCCGCUACUCGCGGGGCUCUCUGCAGAUCCUAGAUCAGCUGCUGCUGCCCCAGCAGAGUCGCUACGAGGCAGUGAGCUCGGUGCGCCAGGCCUGGGAGGCCAUCCGCGCCAUGAAGGUGCGCGGGGCCCCAGCCAUCGCUCUCGUAGGCUGCCUCAGCCUCGCCGUGGAGCUGCAGGCUGGCGCCGGGGGGCCCGGGCUCACCGCACUCGUGGCGUUCGUGCGCGACGCACUGAGCUUCCUAGUCACCGCCCGGCCGACCGCCGUCAACAUGGCCCGCGCCGCCCGAGACCUGGCCGAGAUUGCCGCCCAGGAGGCCGAGCGAGAGGGCGCUACCGACGAGGCGGUCCGGGAGAGGGUGAUCUGCUAUGCGGAGGACAUGCUGGAGAAAGACCUCAAGGACAAUCGGAGUAUCGGGGACCUGGGAGCCCACCACCUUCUGGAGCGGGCAGCCCCUGGGGGCGGCAAGGUGACUGUGUUGACCCACUGUAAUACCGGCGCCCUGGCCACUGCUGGCUAUGGCACAGCCCUGGGGGUGAUCCGCUCGCUGCAUCGCCUGGGCCGUCUGGAGUGUGCCUUCUGCACAGAGACCCGGCCCUACAACCAGGGAGCCCGGCUGACUGCCUUCGAGCUGGUGUACGAGCAGAUCCCUGCCACCCUCAUCACCGACAGCAUGGCUGCCACCGCCAUGGCUCACAGGGGCGUGUCAGCUGUCGUCGUGGGAGCUGAUCGUGUGGUUGCCAAUGGUGACACGGCCAACAAGGUGGGCACCUACCAGCUGGCCAUCACCGCCAAGUACCAUGGCAUCCCCUUCUAUGUGGCUGCCCCCAGCUCCUCAUGUGACCUCCGCCUGGAGACAGGCCAGGACAUUGUCAUCGAGGAGCGGCCGGGCCAGGAACUGACUGAUGUCAACGGGGUCAGGAUUGCGGCGCCCGGGAUCGGGGUUUGGAAUCCUGCUUUCGAUGUCACCCCACAUGACCUCAUCACCGGUGGCAUCAUCACGGAGCUGGGCGUUUUUGCCCCCAAGGAGCUCCGGGCAGCCCUAGGCACUACCAUCUCCUGAGAGGGGACCUGGAUGGACUCCAAAAGUAACCAACCUGGCUCUCCCUACCAUGCCCCAACCCCUUUGCUUUAUAAUAAAUUUAUGGAACGGCCUGCCCAAAAGCUGACCUUCCUCCCACAACCACGCUUCUUCCUAGGGCAGGGAGAGUGGACAGG
This is a messenger RNA of Trichechus manatus latirostris (Florida manatee), 1232 nucleotides long. RefSeq names its product methylthioribose-1-phosphate isomerase 1 (gene MRI1). NCBI's taxonomy places the organism in Eukaryota, Metazoa, Chordata, Mammalia, Sirenia, Trichechidae. Bases 1 to 1077 code for a protein of 358 amino acids. Gene Ontology annotation, molecular function: S-methyl-5-thioribose-1-phosphate isomerase activity. The record is from RefSeq and is a predicted model, not a curated record. The transcript is spliced from 6 exons.